CCACACUCCAUCCAUCACACCACACUUCUACACACACAUACACAUUAAGUGAUCGAUCACACUUUUCAAAUCGAUCACAAUGCCUUGUCAAAUAUCAUCAAACUCUUCUACUAACAUUAUUUCCAAAUCGACUAUCUUCCCAGCCACUGACUCGACCCUUUCAGAUCUAAAACUGUCUGUAUCUGACCUCCCUAUGCUUUCAUGCCACUACAUUCAAAAAGGCAAUCUUUUCACUAAACCCCAAGUUCCCAUUCCCGAACUUUUACCCCUUAUCAAACGUGCCCUUUCUCAUACCCUCACUCAUUUCCCCCCACUAGCGGGUCGUCUAACAACUGACGUAGACGGCUACGUCUACAUCUCUUGUAAUGAUGCUGGCGUUGAAUUUGUCCACGCCAGCGCCACUCAUUUGUUUAUCAACGAUGUCGUUGACACUAUCCAUGUCCCUGAUUCUGUCAAAGGCUUUUUCACCUUUGACAGAACAGUCAGCUACGACGGUCAUUUUAGACCGUUGUUAGCAGUACAAGUAACCGAGCUAAACGACGGCAUUUUCAUCGGUUUUUCCGUGAACCAUGCUGUGGUUGACGGAACUUCCUUAUGGAAUUUCAUCAACACCUUGGCCGAAGUCUGUCGUGGCACAAAAUGCUUAUCGAAAAAACCUUGUUUUUCUCGUGACUCGGUGCUGAUUUCUUCAGCUUGUUUAAAGGUCCCAGAAGGCGGACCAAAGGUUACAUUCGACGAACACGCACCUCUAACUGAACGCGUAUUCCGGUUCAGUAAAGAAUCAAUCACAAAACUGAAAAACCGAAUAAACAACAAGAAGAAAACGUGUUAUAACAAUACUGAGGUUGUUAAUGAGGUCGAGUUAAUAAUAGGUGAGGAUAAGGUGUCCACAUUAAUCGGCAACUGGCUAAAAAAUGCGUCCGUUUUUGACCAAGAAAAGUCAAAAGACAGAGAAAUUUCCUCAUUUCAAUCGCUAUGCGCUCUGUUAUGGCGAGCAGUGACCCGAGCAAGAAAUUUCCCAUCUAAUAAAGAAACAACAUUCAGAAUGGCGGUCAAUUGUCGCCACAGACUAACUCCAGAACUCGAGUCUUUCUAUUUCGGUAACGCGAUACAAUCAAUUCCAACAUAUGCAACAGCAGGGGACGUUCUGUCACAUGAUCUGCAUUGGUGUGCAGAGCAAUUGAACAAAAAUGUUUUAUCUCAUGACGAUAAAAUGGUUCGUCGUUUUGUUAGGAAUUGGGAAAAUGAUCCUAAGUGUUUUCCUUUAGGGAAUUUUGAUGGAGCAAUGCUGACAAUGGGAAGUUCGCCGAGGUUUCCGAUGUUUGAUAAUGAUUUCGGGUGGGGGAAGCCUGUCGCGGUGAGGAGCGGAUGGGCGAAUAAGUUUGAUGGCAAGAUAUCGGCGUUUCCGGGAAGGGAAGGUGGUGGGAGUGUUGAUUUGGAGGUGGUUUUGUCGCCGGAGACAAUGGCUGGAAUUGAAUCCGACCCUGAGUUUAUGGAAUAUGUUUCUAGUGAUGUUUGUUGAUGUAUUAUGUUUUAUGUGUGUGUGUGUGUGAAGUACUUUUACUCUUUUAGUGUACUAUUGUAAUUUAAUUAGUAGUAACUUCUAGUUAUUAAAAUCCAAAAUUUCUAAUCUAAUUAAUCUUAGCUUCAUUUUCA
Molecule: messenger RNA, 1656 nt
Organism: Erigeron canadensis
Lineage: Eukaryota; Viridiplantae; Streptophyta; Magnoliopsida; Asterales; Asteraceae
Product: protein ENHANCED PSEUDOMONAS SUSCEPTIBILITY 1-like
Exons: 1
Coding region: 80-1522 (480 amino acids)
Source: RefSeq, a predicted model, not a curated record